AUGGUGAAGCAAAUAAGUGGUAAGAUCCAGCAGUAUAAGAAGAGGCAGAGCAAGCUCAAUGAGCUGCUGUAUAACCAGCCAUCAAGACUCCUGAUUUCUCCAAUGCAAGUCCUUGUGAUAUCCCUUAUCUUCAUUGGAAAUGUGUUUCUUCUGCAUAUACUCGCAAAGCUUGUGCCUAGCUCGUCACUGCCUCAGGCUGCAAUAGCCCUAAUGGUGGUCUUGCUAUCUAUCGCAUUUUCCUUCCUAUCUAGUAAAUGA
Molecule: messenger RNA, 258 nt
Organism: Encephalitozoon romaleae SJ-2008
Lineage: Eukaryota; Fungi; Microsporidia; Unikaryonidae
Exons: 1
Coding region: 1-258 (85 amino acids)
Source: RefSeq, a predicted model, not a curated record